AUGAAGUCCUUGCUUCGUAUAGGAAAGUUCCCCUCCCGCACGCAACUUUGCAUCCGUCGAGUUCGCUCCAGGCCGCCCCUCCCUUCUUCAUUUGCAUGGACCAAGGACGAGUGUCCUAAAGGAAGCCACACCACCUUACUAACACUCGCCGUUCGCUUCCAGUCCUCAGAUCAGUUCCAUCGAUAUCUACACAACCCUCAUAUCGUUCAGCCCGACGGGGUUGACGGUCUACCGCGCACUAAAGGUGAACAACAGGCAUGGUUGAAUACCGAGCAGUGGGAUGGCUAUAGCCAGAGCUAUCUUGAGAGGCAUAUGCAGUAUGCCGGGACGCCGGAGCACCCAAACCCGCAGAUUAGCCACCGACAUGAUUUGCUCUAUCGAUGUCUUAAACUGGUGUAUGAGUUGUAUGGGACGCUGGCCGAGGACCUCCAGCAACUUCAUGAUGACCCACUUCAUCCCCAGUUCCAUCCCCGCAUCGCCCGUAUCAAAUCUGAGCGUGAAAAAAUCGCCAAGGCGCUAGACCACUGCUAUACGAGCCUGCAUCCUACGCUCAAAACUGUCUACGAUGCCUACCUCGUGCGCCGCUACUACCACCUGGCAGAUUGGAUCACGCACGUCGAGAGAAAACGCGCACAUAUUCUGGAGCGAUUGAGUCCCGAAUUCAUUCAACAAACUGCUAAAAUGCGUAGUCUUUCCCAGCAGCUCAUCAAGCGUCUUAAAUUAAUGGAAUCCAGCUUUAAUGCUAAUCCAACCCUUGGCCUCCUAUCAAGUAAUGAAUUAGACGAGUAUAGUGCGGACGAGUUAGCUGUCCUUCAGCAAAAGGCAUCAUACUUUCGAAAAAUGCGUAGAUUUGGUGCUAACCAGCUUGACUCUGAUAUCCAUACACACUGA
This is a messenger RNA of Phytomonas sp. Hart1, 891 nucleotides long. NCBI's taxonomy places the organism in Eukaryota, Euglenozoa, Kinetoplastea, Trypanosomatida, Trypanosomatidae. The record is from the annotation of a GenBank genome assembly.